Molecule: messenger RNA, 2275 nt
Organism: Halichondria panicea
Lineage: Eukaryota; Metazoa; Porifera; Demospongiae; Suberitida; Halichondriidae
Product: transmembrane protease serine 9-like
Exons: 9
Coding region: 164-2128 (654 amino acids)
Biological process (GO): proteolysis
Molecular function (GO): serine-type endopeptidase activity
Source: RefSeq, a predicted model, not a curated record
AAAGUGUUAGGAAUUUAAUUUUAUUGCUACGCCGAGCAUUGUUUUUGCGCAUGCUCAGAAAUUGAUAAAGCAUGGCUGUGUUAUAAAAGCUGACAGUAGGUUGUACAAUGAGUAAACAAGACUCAAUAUAAAGACCAACAACAAAAGCAGUCUAUCUACCUUCAUGAAGAAAAUGCCUGCAGUCAGUAACUCAAGGAUGAUCUACUUAUUGCUAGCCUUUGCAAUCAAUGCUGUAGCUCUGUGGGGGAGCUCUGAUGGGGGUCUGGAGAUCACUCCCCACACAUUACUGGUCAACUCAGAGUACGGCAAUCUCGAGAGGCAGUCAGAUGAGAAGGCUAUUAUGGCAACCUUCACUUGUGUAGGGAUCCCACCCAACAAGAUCCCCCGGCAACUAGAAGUGGUGUGGAUGAAAGAUGGACUCGUUAUCGAGACCGUAGGAACGAGGAAAUACCUUCACCAUCGACGGAAGAAGCAGCUGGUGAUUAAGAAACUGGAUGAGACGGACAGCGGUCGUUACGAGUGCGCCAUUAGCUCUAACUCCACUGAGAAAGGAAUGGCUGAACUGUGGAUUUCCCCCCACAUCAUCUUGGCUCCAAGCCCUCAGUUAGUCCCGCGGGCCAGUCCCAGUGCGGCAGUCGAGUGUCAGGUGACAGGAGGUCGUCGAACAGUGGAUUGGUGGAAGAAUCAGCUACAGAUAGCAAGCAGUAACCCAGCUGUUGGCAACACAGAUCCUCGCUACACUGUCUCUGACACAGGCUCGCUCCUCAUCUCUUCUGUUACCCGUGACGACAAGGGCUUGUACACUUGUAUUGCGAGAAACCCUGCCGGUCGAGUGGAGAAGCAUGUACGAGUGAGAGUGACCAAUCCGAUUACACCCACCUCCGAACCCACUACAACUGAACCCUAUAGAACAUUACCGCCACCACGAAAUCUGAGCCACUGCGUAGAAUAUAACGAUAUCAGAUUUGGAGGAGACCUUCCAUUCGUGAAUCUCACUUCUAGUUUAUCGGGGGGGAGCUCUGGGCCAAGAUUGACAGCUGUCCCUCACACGUGCGUUCAGACUAGACUAGCGUACAGGAUAGUGCUGAGCUGUGUUGGUACAGGAAGCCCCACCCCUUCCCUCAGUUGGACCAAAGAUGGCCAGCCAAUACCAGAGGGUACCACUGACAACCACUACAUUCAGCUCUCCAAUGGCUCACUCCUGAUCACCACGGUAGAGUUGUCAGACGCAGGCAGCUACACUUGUAUGGCUUCCAGUUCACGUGGCAACGUAGCAUCAGAGGUACGGCUAGAAGUGAGGUCCAACGCAGAGCAGUGUGGGGUCAAAGGUUAUUGGCACGACAAUGAUGAAAGAGUAAAGAGGAUUGUUAGAGGAUUUGCCGUCAGUGGAAUACACCAGUGGCCAUGGCAAGUACUGAUAGAAUAUGAGGAGGACCCGACCACCUCACUGCUCGACCCUGCAUUCUGUGGGGGUGCUCUGGUGCGGCCAAACUGGAUAGUGACAGCUGCUCACUGUCUCUACACUUGGAGCAAUCAGCUGAGGCCCGUGGAUAGUCUUGUUGUCAGAACAGGUGUGCAUAACAGGACUCAUGGCUCUGAGGUGCAUCAGCAAAUCUUAAAGGCUCAUCGCUACAUCAUUCACCCCUCUUACAACCCACACCAAGUGGAGCACGACAUAGCACUUAUCCAACUAUCACAGCCGGUCCGCCCGUCACCACAAGUGGGCACGGUCUGUCUGCCCCCUCAGGCACAAGACCCACCCGUGGGGAGUGUGUGUACCGUGACUGGCUGGGGGACGCUACAACAUGGGGUCAACAAUUACCCUGAGUUACUUCACCAGGGAGAUGUCCCCCUUGUCUCAGCAACUGACUGCACCAGUCGAGAGUCGUAUAGGCGUAAGGUGACUGACAACAUGCUGUGUGCCGGCUGGAGAGAGGGUGGGGCUGACUCCUGUCAGAACGACAGUGGAGGACCUCUCGUCUGCGAGGUCCCGGGGAACGAGGGACGAUGGGCUCUAUAUGGAAUAGUGAACUUUGGCGAGGGGUGUGGAGUUGCACACAAGUAUGGUGUUUAUUCAAGAGUUACACAAUACUUGUCGUGGAUAGACACUGUUAUGGGUUCAAGCUAGUUUUUGUGCCGUUUGUGUGUUCUUUUUUUAAUUGUGUUUUCAUUUUUACUGGUGAUAUAAUCACACUGUUCUAUUCAUACAUGCAUUUCUCAACAUCAUUAUUAUUGUCCUGCUGCAUCAAUAAUAAUAUUAUUAUUUUGUGAUCAA